ACCAUCACAGUUCAAGUCUUGGGGUCCAACCUGCGCCAACUCCAAUGGCUUCCACCCAACGCACUUCCCAAUCGCCUUCUCUGCUCCCUCUGCGUUCAAAAGCGAGGUUCAACUGGAUCAAGACAUAUUUUCUCCUUCUUCAUACAAUUCUUUUCGAGACGGUAUACCGUUCAAUGGAGGAUCGUCUCUGAUGCACAAGACCUCUCCUGACGAUGCUGCCGGCAGCCCGGGCACCGACGGAGACGCUGGUAAUGUGGCCGAGGACGCUGAAGAGAACUCUGCUGCCAACGAAGGCGAAGAUGAGGAGGAACUGAAGAAGCGCAAGCCACACAAGUGUGAAACUUGCGGUGCCUGCUUUGCGAGGAAGGUGCAUCUUCAACGACACUCGUUGCGGCAUUUCACGUGCAAGCCGUAUGUCUGUGAAAUGUGUGGCAAGUGUUUCAGCAGACAGGAUUCUCUGGUGCGCCAUCAUCGGCUGCUUCACGAGCGCGACUCGCGCAGCAAAGGUGUGGGCGCAAAGGGCUCAGGAUCCGUGAUCCGAAACAGGUCUCCCAAGGCCUGUCUCAGAUGCUCACAGCUCAAGACACGAUGCGACGGCAACGAGCCCUGCGCAAGAUGCAUCUCACACGGUCUUGGUGCGCCUGGAGAUUGCGUCUACAGACCCACGGCUGCGCAGCGAAGUCGCAGCGCUUCAAUGCGCGGCAUGGGAGCGUCCUCGUUCGCUGCAGAAAAGACGCUCGAAGAUGUCGAGAGCGACGACGAUGGCGCUGGACCUUCUGCACAGGAACCGCAACGCGGACGACCCUUGUCCAGAUUUGGCAACCACUUGAAAAAGACUAGUCCAGCUUCGAAUGCCGGAAGCAAUGGCAGCGCGAGUGCAGUCAGCUUAAACGAAGGUGGCGCGAGUGUCUUCAGUGCGAGCUACGACGAUGCUGCUCAUGCUCCCCUUAGUCCUCAUAGCUGGGCGUCCACGUCCAGCAUGGGCAACCACUUUGCUACGAUGCACUUGCACCAACCACAUCCGCCUAUCAUGCACCAGCAUGGCCCUCACGGUUUCCAACAUCAGAGAUCUAUGUCGCAGCAGGCUACGCCUUCCCAGGCACCGUUUGCAAGGUCCAAUUCGUUUGAUGUGCAUGGCCAGCAGUUCCACGCGAGCGGGUCUCAAACACAAUCUCAGCCCACCAACCAGAUGUUUGGUACGUCGCUACCUGAAGACUACCAACUGGCUCUGGCCCAAGCUGCCUUUAUGCCGUCAGAGUAUGGCCAUUCUUCGCGGGAUACAAACGGACCUUCGCAUACAGCAGUGGGCUUCGCGCCCCCACAGCCACACAAUAUGCAAGGCCCACCCUUGACUCACUUCAACGAACAACACAACAACGUCGAGGCGGCGCAGCAACACAUGUCAGGCGCAGGAAGAGGCACAAAUGGAGCCUCAGGGACAGCGUCUGCGGUGUUUGACGCCACGACGAACCACGGCGAUAUGCUCAACUUUGAUUGGGCUGGGCUAAUGAAUGCUUCGCAGCAAGCCGAUCACGCAGCAGAGAAGAUUGUCGGCAAUCCAGAGGCGCAGAGCGCAUCUUCGCGAAGACCCAGCCAAGCUAGGACAGAAGCGUCGGGCGCUUCUCACGAACCCAGCCUAGGCGAUCCUCUCGCGUUCAGCGUCAACGCUUCAUCUGCUCCCCUUCUGCGCAACACUGCAGUGUUCCUGGCUCCUGGAAUGAGCGGCUUGGAUCUGGACCUGCACUUGGCCGACUCUCCCAUGUCGGCGGGAUCCGGCUCGAUCGCCUCCAAUCACUCUGCCAUCGGUGGCCACAAUGCUAUGAUGGGGGCUGGGCAAAGCAUCGCGUCACCGGACAUUUUGGGCAACACGCACCUUUGGUAGGAGAGCGAAGAUCUUGGCAUCAAACAGAUUAGCCUGUUGCGGCCUUCGGAAGAGUUGUCCGGUCGUACCCGCCAUUUGGCAAAGGUGUCCGUAGUGG
This is a messenger RNA of Ceraceosorus guamensis, 1979 nucleotides long. RefSeq lists its product as hypothetical. NCBI's taxonomy places the organism in Eukaryota, Fungi, Basidiomycota, Exobasidiomycetes, Ceraceosorales, Ceraceosoraceae. Gene Ontology annotation, biological process: regulation of DNA-templated transcription. The transcript is spliced from 5 exons. The coding region runs from base 191 to 1882 and encodes 563 amino acids. The record is from RefSeq and is a predicted model, not a curated record. Gene Ontology annotation, molecular function: zinc ion binding; DNA-binding transcription factor activity, RNA polymerase II-specific.